UCACCCGUGCACACACACACUCACAAGCAAUCUGUCUCCUACGGACAUGUGCGCCACCCAAAGACAGGAGCGAGCUGCGUGGAAGUCUGCCAUGUGGCUGAGGAUGAGAGCGUUUGCAUGAUCGCUGAAUUACCUCCAUAUAAUAGCGUUUCGUCAGGGGUGUAACAGCAAACAAGAGAUUCUCCGCGAGGACAGUCUGUUCUCUCGCUCUCUCACGCACACACAUACACACACACACACGUGUGCAAGAGGAAUCUGCUCCCUAUCUCCCUGAAAGGCGGUGGCGAUAACGACAUUAACGGCGAGUCCGCAGGCGUGACAGGAUGGCGGAGCUGAAGUCGCGGAGCAGGGAGAGCAUCAACAAGGUGGAGAAGGAACUGGAGAAGAUAGAGGACUGCCCCGCAGCUAACGCCGAACCAGAGGAGGUGUCCCUGAAGGAGGAGAAGGAUGAGAAGGGCAAAGUGGAGCUGAAGAGGAGCAUCACCCUGUUCAACGGCGUGGGGAUGAUCAUCGGCACCAUCAUAGGCUCCGGGAUCUUCAUCACGCCCACGGGGGUGGUGAAGGAGGUGGGGUCGGCCGGCAUGUCGCUGGUGGUGUGGGCCGUGUGCGGCGUCAUCUCCACCAUGGGAGCCCUCUGCUAUGCCGAGCUGGGCACCACCAUCGCCAAGUCAGGCGGGGACUACACCUACAUCCUGGAGGUCUACGGCGAGCUGGCCGCCUUCCUCAAACUGUGGCUGGAAAUGCUGAUCAUCCGCCCGUCCUCGCAGUACGUGGUCUCGCUGGUCUUCGCCACCUACCUCCUCAAGCCCCUCUACCCAGAAUGCAGCGUGCCGGAGAGCGCCGCCAAGUUCAUCGCCUGCAUGUGUCUCACCCUGCUGACCUUUGUGAACUGCAUCAGCGUCCGGGCAGCCACCAAAGUGCAGGACCUCUUCACCGCCUCGAAGCUCAUGGCCCUCACCAUCAUCAUCAUCUUCGGCUUCAUCGAGAUUGCCCGAGGUGACGUCACUUACCUGCGACCAGACAUGGCAUUUCAUGGCAGCAAAUUGGAAGUGGGCAGUGUUGUCUUAGCACUGUACAGUGGACUGUUUGCCUUCGGAGGGUGGAAUUAUUUGAAUUAUGUCACAGAGGAAAUGAUUAAUCCCGAGAGAAACCUGCCACUGGCCAUUAUCAUCUCGAUGCCCAUAGUGACGGUGGUGUACGUGCUGACCAACAUGGCCUACUUCACCACCGUGUCCCCAGAAGUCAUGGUGGAGUCAGAGGCGGUGGCUGUGACGUUUGGGGAGUACCACCUGGGCUUCAUGUCCUGGCUGAUCCCGGUCUUUGUGGGACUGUCCUGUUUCGGCGCCGUGAACGGGAGCCUGUUCACCUCCGCUCGACUGUUCUACGCCGGGGCGAGAGAGGGCCAGCUCCCUGCGGCAUUGGGCCUGGUCCACACCGACCUCUUUACCCCCGUGCCCUCCCUCAUCUUCACUUGCUUCCUGUCCAUGCUCUACGCCACCUCCAAAGACAUCUUCUCCGUCAUAAACCUGUUCAGCUUCUUCACCUGGCUGUGCGUCGGCAUGGCGAUCGCCGGCAUGCUCUGGCUUCGCUGGACUAAACCCGAACUGAGGAGGCCCAUCAAGAUAUGGCUUCCGGUACCCAUCAUCUUUGUGCUGAGCUGCGUCUUCAUGAUCGUCGUGUCCUUCUGGGCGGCCCCUUUCGAGUGCCUGAUCGGGAGCACAAUCAUCCUGACCGGCAUUCCCUUCUACCUGCUGGGAUACAAGUGGAAGAAGCCACACAUCGUGCGCAAAAUACUGGAGAUUUUCACCAUGUUCUGCCAGAAGAUCUUCAUGUCUGUUCCAGAGGACCGGAAAGCCCCAUAGCCACUGCAAAAGCAGGGAAAAAAGUGAGAAGAAAAAAGAGAAAAGUAUUUCAGUGUCCUUGGUUCAGUGACGUUUACAUUUCGUUCUUGUGCUGUCAGCCAGAGUAUCAUCAUGUUUUUUUUUUUUUACAGGGUUAACCGAAAAAUGCUAACGAUGCUAAGGAAUUUAUUUUUAGCUCAGUCUUCUCAGUAGCCAGAUUGUUGUGUCUGUUGUUCACUUUUGCCUGUGAAAAAGUGUGGUCUAUGAGAACAUUAAACCCAGGCAAAGACUUUGGUUGGACAAACUAAACAGUAAUUUAUCACUCUUAAAAGGGUUGCAUGCUGAAAAUGAACCCCAGGAAAUGUGUUUGGUUGGACAUACAGUACCCUUUUAAUCAGCCUUAUAAGGGCACUUGCCUUGGGCUGUGAAUACCAUUGUACUAUUUAGGAUGUCAAAAUAGCAUUAUAUACAAAAUCAUGGCUGCAUAAAAUAGUGUGUUAAAACUACUUGGAUGUCAGACUACAUUUGGUGAAAUAUCAUGGCGUGCAAGCACUGGACACUAUGCUGGCACAGUGCAUUGUGCUAGG
Messenger RNA from Conger conger (European conger), 2428 nucleotides. Its product is annotated as large neutral amino acids transporter small subunit 1-like. Gene Ontology annotation, cellular component: membrane. Gene Ontology annotation, molecular function: L-amino acid transmembrane transporter activity; neutral L-amino acid transmembrane transporter activity. Gene Ontology annotation, biological process: amino acid transmembrane transport; neutral amino acid transport. The coding region runs from base 324 to 1862 and encodes 512 amino acids. NCBI's taxonomy places the organism in Eukaryota, Metazoa, Chordata, Actinopteri, Anguilliformes, Congridae. The record is from RefSeq and is a predicted model, not a curated record. The transcript has 11 exons.